AUGGCUCCAGGCGGCAUGAACAAGAAGGCAAAGGGCAAGAAACCGGCCGAUCCCACAGAAACCUCGAAGUUAUUGGCUGCCAAGAUCUCUCAGCUCGAACAAGAUGCGGCUGGCGAAAAGGACCAAGAAGCGGAGAUUGAACGCGAGGUCAAGAAGGCCACUCGGGACCUGAACCAGCUUCUGAACACCAUCGAGUCCCCCAUGACCCGCCUAGAGACCGUGCAUAAAAAGUACACGGAGCUGCUUGCCGACAUGAAGAAACUAGAUCGAGACUACGCCAAGAGCAAGAAGCGGGCCGACCAGCUACAGAAGGACCAGGACAAGGGCAAAUCCGAGCUGAACAAGACGGCCACGAUGAAGGAUAAGCUGGAGAAGCUGUGUCGAGAGUUGACAAAAGAGAAUAAAAAAGUCAAAGAUGAAAACAAAAGACUCGAAGACACGGAACGGAGAGCUCGUGGGAUCGUCAACGAGCGCCUUGAUUCGCUAUUGUUUGAUAUCCAAGAUGUGAUGGCGCAAAAAGGAAACCCCAGAGUGGAAAAGAUUGAUAUCGACCUGGACGAGGCGCUUCGUGCAAAGAUCAAAACUAUCGGCGAAAAGUUCGAGCUCCGCGAACAACACUACAAGUCCCUCCUCAGAAGCAAAGACGCCGAGAUCCAGAGUCUAACCGCAAAGUACGAAGAGCAACGUCGAGGCGCCGAGACGGAGUCGGCAAGAUGCCGUGCAUUGAGCUCACAGGUGUCGACGUUUUCGCAUACCGAGGCUGAGCUGCGAAGCCAGCUUAAUAUAUAUGUCGAAAAGUUCAAACAAGUCGAAGAUACGCUCAACAACAGCAACGAACUCUUCAUGACAUUCCGAAAGGAAAUGGAAGAAAUGUCGAAGAAGACCAAACGGCUUGAGAAGGAGAAUCUCACUCUGACCCGCAAACACGACCAGACGAAUCGAAACAUCCUUGAAAUGGCGGAAGAACGCACCCGAAACAACGAAGAGCUUGAAAAGUGGCGUAAGAAGAGCAAUAACUUGGAGGCAUUGUGCCGGCGAAUGCAACAACAGGGCCGGGGUCAGGCACUGGCAGGGGACUUGGAUGUGGACGAUGAAGGCACGGAGAGCGAGUAUGACGACGAAUACGAAGAUGAAGACGAAGAAGAACUAAGCGAGGACGGUGAUUACGUUGACGGAGACGGCCAUCAUCAGCAUAUGACUGGGCCAAAGCCGACAGAGAAGCCAGUCUUUGGGCCUCCGCCGCCGCCAACGUUGGCCGAGGCGAGAUCCAACGGCAACCGCAACCUUGUCAAUGGAUACAAGCAUUGA
Uncinocarpus reesii 1704 is the source of this 1308-nucleotide messenger RNA. RefSeq lists its product as uncharacterized. NCBI's taxonomy places the organism in Eukaryota, Fungi, Ascomycota, Eurotiomycetes, Onygenales, Onygenaceae. The transcript has 5 exons. Gene Ontology annotation, molecular function: syntaxin binding. The record is from RefSeq and is a predicted model, not a curated record. Bases 1 to 1308 code for a protein of 435 amino acids.